UCAACCCUCAAAGCCAGGCAGGUCCUAAGCCUCGGAAAAAAUGCUGUUUACAUGAACGUCUUCACGUUGUGGAUUUUGCUCGGGGGCUAUUGGAUUUGACAGGAGCACAGGAGCACUACAGGUUAUGGACAUUACAGAGCAAUCCAACUUGAAUUUCUGAAUGAGUAUCAUAUGUUCAGGUACCAUGGCUGCUAUUCAUCUCAAAUAUUUGCUGCUCCCCAACCGGGCAGAAACUUGCUGCUCCUGAUCUGUAGAAAGCGAAACUCAGCUGUCACUUUUGCUAAAAACAGAGGUACUGGAUAGCAGACACACCUUUGUGGCAGUAUUUGUUAUAUAAAACAGAAAGAUGCCUGUGGUUAAGGUGGAGAAAGAAUCUCUGUCAAAUGACCCUAAAACAGCUCUCCCAGCAUCUGACCCUCAGACAGCCGACCCCCCCAGAGGUCGGAGGAGGAAGAGGCCCUUGCAGAGGGGCAAGCCUCCUUACAGCUACAUCGCCCUCAUCUCUAUGGCUAUUGCAAAUUCCCCAGACCGCAAACUGACCCUGGGCGGCAUCUACAAGUUUAUCACGGAGCGGUUCCCCUUCUACCGGGACAACUCCAAGAAGUGGCAGAACUCCAUCCGCCACAACUUGACGCUCAACGACUGCUUCGUGAAGAUACCUCGGGAACCCGGGAGGCCGGGAAAAGGCAACUACUGGGCUCUAGACCCCAAUGCAGAGGACAUGUUUGAAAGCGGAAGCUUCCUAAGACGGCGUAAGCGGUUCAAGCGCUGCGAUUUCACCACUUAUUCCUCCUACGUUCAUGACUCACCUGUAUAUUCGCAAGUCCAGAUAACUUGUCCCACGUACGCCGGGUCCAUCUACCCAGGCAAUCCAUAUGGGGCGCAGCUUUCUUCACCCUACUACCCUCCUUCUUCUUGCACCUUUGGCUCAGCCCAGUCUAGGGUCUUCAGCAUCAACACCCUCAUCGGAUCCCAUGGUGGUCUGGCCCAAAGUCCAGAGAUUCCGAGUCAGCAGUCUUGCCGAAGUUUCAGCCCCAACAACGGCAGUCCAGGGUUUCAAGUCCAGCCGUGCAAUGGAUCCGCAGUGCUUUCACGCCGGUCCACUUCCUCAGGUCACACAGGGUUCACGUACCCCAAUCCUGGGUCUCACGGAUACACCCAAGCUCAGGGACCGUAUGUCCAGAGCAGUGGCCAAGGAUACGGUCCCACUGGACGACUAGGGGUCACUGGGUCACCCCCAAUGUCUGGAGAUGCUGUCAGUGACCCAUAUGGUAGAACAUCCCCUGGACAGCUUGGAUCUUUUGGCCAAUACAAUAACACCUGCGUGUCAGGCAGCUCGGGAGGAUACAUGAGACACCCGACUUACCCACCAAGCAUGGACAGGUUUGUGUCUGCAAUUUAAAAUCAUGCUGAACUGUGAAGGUGCUAAUAAAACACUGCUGCCUGUGAUGGUACUGUGACGCCCCAUGUGGUUACAAACAUGAUUAAAAGGACAUACAACAUGGUUAUUCAUGUAAAACAAUGGACAAUAACGACCAUUCCUGAGGCGAUGGAAAUGAUAUUUUACUGCAUGUGGCAAAGCCCUGCAUGUGUGAAUAACGCAAUCUAAAGAAUUAUUUAAGAACCUCAUUUUGCACCACAAACUGUUACUUCUGUGAGAUCAUGAAAAUCAAUAGACUUCUUUCUUUAACCGCAGUUAAAGAAUUGCUUAAGCACGUUUUGCAGCAUGGUUACUUUUGUUUAGUGAUUAACGAUGUUCUCAGUUGACCGUUCCUGAGGGGGUGGAUGUAAACUUUUGCACCACGAAGCAAAAUGCAAUUUUACAAUAUCUCAGGUCAAGUGAACUUUUGAAAUAUGAAACAUCCAUCAUAACACCUCACUCACGUACUCUGAAAAUUAGCUUUUGAUCAUAUUUUCUAGCCCGAGCCUGGAAACAGAAAGGGCGCUGGAAGAACACAAAGCUCAUGUUGAUUAUGGAAAUGAGAACAAGACACUUUAGAUGUCGCUGUUUUUGAUCUGCAUGUUGCUGUUGUGAAAUGUGUUCAGGUGUGUUUCUGUACAGUCACUGUUUUGUUGCUUUCUACAAAAAGAAACCAUUUUCACGGCUGAUUAUUAUUGUGUA
Molecule: messenger RNA, 2122 nt
Organism: Pygocentrus nattereri (red-bellied piranha)
Lineage: Eukaryota; Metazoa; Chordata; Actinopteri; Characiformes; Serrasalmidae
Gene: foxe1
Product: forkhead box E1
Exons: 1
Coding region: 347-1402 (351 amino acids)
Biological process (GO): cell differentiation; anatomical structure morphogenesis; regulation of transcription by RNA polymerase II
Molecular function (GO): RNA polymerase II cis-regulatory region sequence-specific DNA binding; DNA-binding transcription factor activity, RNA polymerase II-specific
Source: RefSeq, a predicted model, not a curated record